Molecule: messenger RNA, 671 nt
Organism: Anneissia japonica
Lineage: Eukaryota; Metazoa; Echinodermata; Crinoidea; Comatulida; Comatulidae
Product: zinc finger protein 391-like
Exons: 1
Coding region: 186-671 (161 amino acids)
Source: RefSeq, a predicted model, not a curated record
AUUGUAGUACCAAAGGUAACAUUAACACGUUUGCUGGCAGGGACGCUAGUUCGCGUCGGAUAUAGUUCGCUCAGGGCACAAGGGGUUCACAUUCACACCCGUGUAAACAUACCACAAUUGUAUUGCAUGUAAACUCAAAUUCAGGGGUCACUUUGAAAAUACAUUUAAGGAUACAUACAGGAGAGAUGCCAUACGAAUGUGAACUUUGUGGGAAGAAGUUUCGUCAUUUGCAGAGACAUUUAAAGAUGCAUAAAAGAGGAGCACCUUAUGAAUGUGAACAUUGUGGAAAGAAAUUCAGACUCAGUCAUGAUUUGAAAACACAUUUGAAGAUACACACAGUAGAAAUGCCAUACAAAUGUGAUCUUUGCGAAAGAAAAUUUAGACACUUAAGCCGUUUGACAGCACAUUUAAGGGUACAUACAGGAGAAACACCAUAUGAAUGUGAUAAAUGUGAAAAGAAAUUCAAAGACAGUACCACUUUGAAGUCACAUGUAAGGACACAUACAGGAGAAAGACCUUAUGAGUGUGAACAUUGUGGAAAGAAGUUUAGUAGAAAUGACACUUUGAAAAUACAUUUAAGGGUACAUACAGGAGAGAUGCCAUACGAAUGUAAACUUUGCGGGGAAAAAUUUAGUCAUUUAGGUCAUGAAAAGACAUUUAAAGAUACAUAG